Molecule: messenger RNA, 1254 nt
Organism: Exophiala bonariae
Lineage: Eukaryota; Fungi; Ascomycota; Eurotiomycetes; Chaetothyriales; Herpotrichiellaceae
Exons: 5
Coding region: 1-1254 (417 amino acids)
Molecular function (GO): 2 iron, 2 sulfur cluster binding
Source: RefSeq, a predicted model, not a curated record
AUGUCCAGACAGGCGCAGACAUGGGGCGCAAUCGCGGUCCUGACCGUGGUUGGCAUCGUGUGGAUCAAGCGGCAGCAGCAAACAGCGAUCUACGAGCCACUGGGGAGGUCUUCGCUACGAGAGAUGCUUACUCGAGUCGAAGAUGAAGAAGGCACGGAUGGCAUGGUCACCAAGGAGUCCGAGUACCCCUCGAACUGGUGGACGUCGAGCGAGCUCUUGGACCUCGAGCGCCGGGCGAUUUUCUCGAAGGUGCCAAUAGCGCUCGCACACGCAAGCAUGUUCUCCAAGCCCGGCGCCUAUCGCGUCUUCGACCACCCGUCAGGCUACCCAAUCUUCCUCGUCCUGGGGAAGGAUUCGGUCCUGCGCGGGUUUCACAACGUCUGCCGCCACCGCGCUUACCCUGUCGUCUCGACCAAACGGUCCGGGUGCACGCCGGUCCUGAGCUGUAAGUACCACGGCUGGAGCUACGACCUUCGGGGGAAUCUUGUCAAAGCCCCCAAGUUCGAUGGACUCGAGGGAUUCACCAAGGCCGAGAACUCUCUCUUCGAGGUCAGCGUUGGCGUCGAUGGCGAUGGAGUCGUCUUUGUCAAUGUCGGCGCGCUUCCUGGACCGUCCACCGCGGUGGUCGUCGCCAGGUUCAGCAAAUACCGCGUCGAGUCGUGGGACGUUGACGUCGGCUUUAAUUGGAAAUUCGCAGAAUUUUCAGAUACUUUCGAUCUUGCCCAAACUGUGGAGAAAUAUACUCCCAACUGCCCGUCGGCUGCUCUGCUUAGCCUGCUAUCUCUCCAGAAACGCACUGAAAAUAUCAAGCCCACCGUGCUCACCGAAAUCCUACAUUUUAAGGGGCUCAGAUCGACGCUCAUGAUCAAAGUGCGCCCGGUCGACGGCGGAAAGAGCAUUUUGGAGUGUGCGUUCUACUCGACCUCUGCGAAUCUAGACUCAUCGUCCCUACUUGAUGAUAUCAAACAACAAUUAAUGAACCGUAUUACGUUUUUGGAGACGGCAUUCGAGAAGACCAAGCAUGCGGUUCCGCAAUCCAACGAGAGUCACCUUUCAACCAUUCUGGGAUGGGUGAAGUCUCAUAGAAACCGUGAGGCCUCUGUCGGCAGACCUAUCUGGCCGGCUUCGGAUAUCAUGGCCACCGUGAGAGCGAACGAUAGCGCGGCAGAAAACUUAUGCCGAGAUCUCGAGGCAUCGCAACCUGAUGUUGGAAUCGACAUUGAGAAGCAUAGUGCGAGUGAAAUCUCAUGGUGA